Salvelinus fontinalis (brook trout) is the source of this 6244-nucleotide messenger RNA. RefSeq lists its product as uncharacterized. The transcript has 3 exons. Gene Ontology annotation, biological process: DNA integration. Lineage: Eukaryota; Metazoa; Chordata; Actinopteri; Salmoniformes; Salmonidae. The record is from RefSeq and is a predicted model, not a curated record. Bases 1 to 5526 code for a protein of 1841 amino acids. Gene Ontology annotation, molecular function: nucleic acid binding.
AUGGCGGAGGAAGCUCUUGGGAAAACAGUGAAGGAGCUGAAGCAAGAAAGAACUUUGGCAAAGAGUGCUUUUACCAAGCAAGCAAACUUCCUUAGCAGAGGUGCAAAACACAUGACUAAGAGCGAACUGCGAGAGGAGUUCAAGAAGCUCACGUCGGAGGCAAGGAAGGUCAGUGAGACAAAUGAUGAAUACAGGGCUGGACUUCUGGCAGACAUUGAAGCUGAAACCGAUGAGGGUGAAGAAACUGACCUGAGCAAGCAGCAGCAGACUGAACUUGAGAAGACAUUCCAAGAAUGCGAAGUACGAUUGGAUGAGGUCAGGGGGAUGAUCCAGUCCAACCUAUGGCCUAGAUACGGGGAGGACGAGGUGAAGUCUGCAAUCAAAGAAGCUGAGACCGCCUGUGAUGGAGUUGCUCAAAUACCUGUUAUUGCUGUAAAUAGAGAUGGCUUCGAGCUACGGUGGAAUGGUGCGAAGGCACAAGUCCAAGAUGCAAUCACAAGCCUAGCAGAGUGGGAGAUGUGGAUUCCAGUAGCGGAAAAAGAACGGCUGGAAGCCAGAAUAAAGAAUCUGAAAGCAUUCAGAAACAACCUUGAAGCAAGGAGGGCAGAAUUUCUCACAGCGCAAAGAAUUGCGGAUGAGGAUAAAGACAGAGGGAGAGUGCUGCAGAUGCCCAUGCCAGCUCCACAGCCGACACUGAGAAUAAAACCAACCUGUUUACCCAAGUUCAGUGGGUAUAAAAGGAAUUUCCAUCGAUGGAGGAGAGACUGGGAGAGUCUACAGAAGCAGGGGGAACCAACAGGCUCAGUCGAAGUAAAGAAAAUCCAACUCAUUGACAGUGUAGAUGAGAGAAUGUGCAGAGACCUCCGUUUGUCUACUUACAAUACUGCUGAGGACAUGUUCAGGGUGCUUGAGAACAGGAAAGGCGGCUGUGUUGUCUGUGGAGAUGAAAAGCAUAGAGAAAAGAUCUUCUUUUGCAAGCGUUUCAAAGAGCUGAAGCCGGUGGAAAAGUUGGAUGCUGUAGAAAAGCUGGGGGCCUGCAAGAGGUGCUUGGUCUGUCAUGGAGAAGAUGAUGAAUGCAAAGACACUUACCUGUGCAGGAAAAGAGACUGUAAGAAAGACCAUCAUUUCUUUCUUUGUCUGAAGGGAGAUUUCAAGAGAAGUGACUCAGACAGAAGACAAUCCAAUGUGAGAAGGUAUACGCUUACAGAGGAGCAGGAGGAAUUGGUAUCUAAGCUCUCCCCAGAGAUGGCAGAGAAAUUCAAGAAAGCAUUCACCAACGCCACUGCGAAAACAAACUGUGUCGAAAAUAAUCAGCUGGGAGUGACUGAGUCAAGUGCAGUAGAAGAAUUGCCAGUUAUUCUAAUGUUGCUCAAGGUAACUGCCAAUGCAGGACAAAGAAUUGGAACCCUGAUCGACUUGGCAUCGGACACAAACUACAUCACUCACAGAGCUGCCAGAAGAUUAAAUCUUCGAAGUGAAAACAUCACUUUAGUCGUUCAUGGAGUCGGAGGAAUGGCCAUGAAGGUUAGAACCAGAAGAUAUCUCCUCAGAGUGAGGGUCAAAACGCCCAUAGGCACGGAAAGAGCUCAUGAGCUUAUCUGCUAUGGUUUGAAUGAAAUUGCCAACGUCCACAGAGUCAUCAAACCUGAGCAACUCAAGAAGUUCUUCCCAGAAGUCAAUCUAGGAGAUCUGAGUAGACCAGAGAAUAUUGAGCUACUGAUAAGCCACCGCGAAGGAAGACUUGCUCCGCAAAGAGUGAAGGUGAUUGGAGACCUUGUCUUGUGGGAAGGCCCGCUAGGAAAGACUGUUGGUGGAGCACAUCCAGAUCUGUUUGAAGAAGUGGAUAUAGCCGCACACAGGUCUGAAACACACUUUGCUCGAUCCAUGAAAGCAACUGCUGUCAAAUAUCAAGAGAUAGCUAAGCUGUUCACAGCUGAAACCAAAGGAACAGUUGCUCACAGAGAGUUCUUGGAUUGGUGGAAGUGGGACAGCAUUGGAGCAGCUUGCGACCCAAAGUGUGGAGGAUGCCGGUGCGGCAACUGUCAACCAGGAGGCAAAGAAAUGACUCUGAGUGAGGAAAGAGAGCUGGAGAUCAUAAGGAAAGGCCUCACCUACAUCAAAGCAGAUGCUCACAGUGAUGAACCCCACUGGGACACAAAAUACCCCUGGAUUCAAGAUCCAAGUUCCCUUCCUGACAACAGGAGUGGGGUGGAAGCCACCUUCUUGAGAACAGAAAAGCAACUCAAAAAAGAGCCAGAGUGGAGAAUAGCAUACACAGCUCAAGUCCAUGAAAUGGUCGAGAGAAGAGCAGCGAAGAAACUCACCAAAGAGCUCAUUGCCAGCUGGAAGGGGCCAGUAUGGUAUGUCAGCCACUUGGUGGCAGCAAACCCGCACUCUCUCACAACACCUGUGAGACUGGUAUGGAACAGCAGCCAGAAGUUUAGAGGGGUCAGCAUGAAUGACCUUCUGCUGAAAGGGCCUGAUGUCCUCAAUCCCAUCCGAGCAGUACUACUCAGGUUCAGGAGAGGCGUCAAUGCUGCCCUCGGCGACAUUAAGAAAAUGUACAAUUCUGUGUGGUUGGAAGACCUGGAGAUGCACCUCCACAGAUUUCUCUGGAGAGACACUGAGGAGGAAGAGAUUGAAGAGUAUGCGAUCACCAGAGUCAACAUUGGCGAUCGACCAGCAGGGUGCAUUGCGCAAUUGGCUAUGAGAGAGACAAGCAAACUGCCCAUGUUUGCUCACCUGGAGGAGGAACGUAGGAUCCUUGAAGAGGAUACCUAUGUCGAUGACAUCCUGACUUCCCAUAAUGACUUGCAAAAGCUGGACCAGAACACCAAAAGUGUUGAAGAGAUCCUGAAGGCAGGCGGCUUCGUCCUCAAGCCCUGGGUCCGGUCAGAUCAAAGUGGGAGGCAGGAGAUCGUACCAGAAGAACAAGGAGCGCAGUCAAGCACAGCACUCAUUCUCCCAAACCAAAUGAGGGAAGGAUACAAUAAAGCCCUUGGAGUUGGAUACCUUGUUGAGGAGGAUAGACUGUACCUCAUGACUUCAAUCAAUUUCUCAAAGAGGAAAGGGAAAAUGAGAGUCGGCCAAAAUCUCCUUGAUGAAGAGGUGAGAGGGAAAACUCCAAACCCACUGACGAGAAGAGAACUGCUGAGCCAGGUAGCUAGCCUGUAUGACCCAAUAGGCCUCGUCACACCUGCCAAACAAAAGGGCGCCAUUCUUGUCAGAAAGGCGUUUCAGGAAGCUGGAGGCAAAACUCUGACCCGAGACACUUGGGAAAAACCUUUGUCUGAAAAUUUGAGGGAAGAAGCCAUCCAAUUCUUUGAGGAAUACACACGUCUUGGCCAAAUCACCUUUCACAGAAGCCUCACACCAGCCAACUGGAUUGGAAAACCAUGGGGAAUAACAUUCUCUGAUGGAAGUGACAAGAGCUAUGGAGCCGUAGUGUACUUAAGAUGGGAGACCCAGCAAGGCAUCAAAGUCAGACUGGUUGAAUCCAAAGCAAAGCUUACACCAUUGGACCAAAAGGGAGAACCAGUAAAAGCUGAAAUCUGCGGUGCUGUCUAUGCAGCACGACUUCGAAAAGUUGGAGAGAUCCAGAAAUCCACAUCCAUAGAAGACUGGUGGUGGAUCCCAGGAAGCCUGAACAGUGCUGACAUCAUAACAAGAGGGGCAGCCCCAGAAGACCUCCAGGAAGAUUCCAUGUGGCAGGAUGGACCAGCAUUCCUGAGGAAACCUGUGAAAGAGUGGCCACAUAAGUCAGCCAAAGAAAUCGCUGCGUAUGCCAAGGAAGGUAUAAACAAACUUCGAAGGAAAGCUUUCUCAGCAGCACUGACCAGAGCGCAGGUCAAGAGAAACCAGAGUGAUACACAGCAAAAUAAACCAGAUGAACCUAAGACUCGGAUCCGAAGAUCACCAGCCGGCUCUGCGGUAACAAAACUGAUUGACAUCAGGAAAUUCAGCAAUCUGACCAGGCUGAUCCGAGUCAUUGCCUGGGUUUGGAGAGCCGCAACGAGAUGGAAAGAAAUGUUAACCAAGAAUUCAGCCUCAGAUAAACCAAAGUGGGAGGACGCUCUUUCAACAAACUGGAGGUACAGAGCCAAACAAGCUGUACUCACUGUCGGGGAGUGUGAGGAUGCACUAAGAGACUUGUUCCUUGCAGCUCAAGAAGGUAUAACCUUUCAAGAUACCACUCUCAACAGACUCGCUGUUUACAGAGAUAAAGAGACUGGGCUCUUAGUUUGUGGAGGAAGGUUCCAGAUCUUUGAUGAGGAGGAAACUGCCGUACCAAUUCUACCAUAUGAGGCAUGGAUAUCCACUCUCCUAGCUCAAGAGGCCCAUGGUGCAAAUCAUGAAGAAAUAGCAGGCACACUCCUCCGGAUGAGGAAGAAAGCCUGGGUGAUAAAAGGCCGGAAGCUGGCUAAAAAGAGAGUUGACAAUUGUGUGGUGUGCAGAAAGGCCAGGGCCAGAAAGUGCCAACAGAUCAUGAGUGACCUUCCAUCCGAGCGGAUAACACCAGCCAGACCAUUUGAGUACACAACAGUGGACUUAUUUGGACCGUAUGAAGUCAAGGACGAGGUGAAAAAGAAAACCAAGCUCAAGGUGUGGGGUAUUGUCUUCUGUUGCAUGGUAUCCAGAGCUAUGCACACAGAUGUUGUCAGUGACCAGUCGACGGAAGGCUUCCUACUGGCUUACCAAAGAUUCACGGCACUGAGAGGGCACCCAAAGAAAUUGUGGUCAGAUCCUGGAAAGAACUUUGUGGGUGCCAGACCUGCCCUCAAAGAACUCUACAUCUUCUUGGAUCAACUAGAUAAAUCUGAGCUUGAAAAUGAAGCUUCCAAGCAUGGGACAGAAUGGAGCUGGAAAAUCCACCCAGCAGACUCCCCUCACAGGAAUGGAGCUGCAGAAGCAGCUGUUCGUACUGUGAAGCGGGCUUUGCACAACCUGGGAGGAGAAGGACUCUUCACAUGGACUGAGUUUCAAACAUUUCUCUACACGGCUGCUAACCUUGCCAAUGAGAGGCCCAUAGAUGCAAGAACUCAAAGCCGGGAGGACUGCAUGGAAUACAUCAGCCCAAAUUCCCUUCUGCUUGGACGGAUUGGACCCAGAGGAGAUCUUGGAUGCUUUGAUUUUGAAAGCUACCCAUACAAAAGAUUGAGAGCGAUCCAAACAGAAGUUGACCGGUUCUGGAGGAAGUGGAGUCAGUUAGCUGGGCCCAAUCUAUUCGUGAGGAGUAAAUGGCACACAACACAUAGGAAUGUGGCUGUUGGAGAUGUUGUCUGGCUGGCUGACCAAAAUGCCUGGAGGGGUCACUACAAACUAGCCAGAGUCAUCAGUGUCAACAUUGACAAGAAGGGCAUCGUCAGAGAUGUGCAUGUCAGAACUUUUCCCAGCUACCCAGUCCCAACUGUGAAGCCUGCUCAAGAGAAGUCAAAGAAACUCUCAACUAAAAUACCUGCUACGGUUCUUCAUAGGGAUGUCAGACGCAUCAUUGUUUUACUUCCUGUUGAAGAAGGAAGAGCCUGAUAGCUGAAAUCGAACCUGCCCAACAUCGAGGUUCGUGUGACCUCCUUAGGUUCAAGAACCAGGAGGUCAAGUGGGAGGUGUUGCGUCAAAACAGAACACUCAAAACAUGAGCACAAUGGCAGCUCUUCCUUUAAAGACCUCCAGGCCUCAAGAGGGCAGAUAACCCAAAAAACACAGGUGGAACUAAAAAAUUGAGCCAGGAUUUCUGGAGGGACUACUUUUACAUGCGCACCUGUCAGAUAAGCAUGGGUAUAAAAUGUUUGGUCCUCAACAUACACACAGCUCAUUGUUCAACCCUAAAGACGCAACUGGUAUGUAAUGUUUGGAAUUAUUUAUUAUGUUGCAUCCAGUGCUUAGCAAUUUACAUGUUUAACUCUGGUAGGAAUUUUGACUUUUGUUGUGGAUAUUUUCUGACUGCAGAAGUAAUUGCUAGAAGUGCUAGAUUAAAUUGUUUAAACGUUUACUUUAUUCAAAGCCAUGCUUUGUUGCUGUGUCAUGCAUUGUUUAGUGUAAAAUAAUGCAUGUUUAUUCUCUGUUUGUUUAAGGUUAUCAACCUAUUCCUAGUGCUAGUGCUAUUCCUAGUGCUAGUGCUAUUCCUAUUGCUAGUGCUAUUCCUAUUCCCUAUUCCUCUGUGAUUCAACUACUCUAUUCAACAAAUCAACUAUUUCAACAUAUUCAACAAAUGGCAUCAAAACCAUAAUAAAACACUGGAAAGGAA